CAAAAGGGACGAUAUCACAGACAUUGGGUUCAUUGACCCGCACACAAUGCAUGUUAAAACCAUAGAGAAUCCCCUCUAUAACAAGGAUACACCGCAGACUCUGCUAAGGUUUUUGAAGCGACAACGUGACAAAAAGCUAAUACUUUGGCCUUACAACUUCGAGUUUCACUUUAUUCUUCUCGUCAUCAAUUUGGAAAUUGGAGAAGUUGAAGUCUUGGACUCACUAAGCAAAAAAUCGGAUCUAUACGUGUCUUGUUUUUUAAUGCUCAGAAGCGUAUGGCAAACUUUCAUCAAGGAAGAUACGUCCCGUGAAUGGACACCGAAGCUGCGAUGGCGUGCGAAAAAAUGCCCGCAACAACCUCCGGGGACCGAUCUCUGUGGAUUCUUCGUUUGCGAGUGCAUCCGCAGAAUUGUCAGCGAGAGAACGAAUAAUGAAAGAAAUAAAGAGUUGGCAAGAAAGCGGAACAAGCUCUCAAUCGAUGACCGCUUCAUAGCAAUAGGCGAGGAAUUGGCGGGAUUUUUCCUUCGGGACGUCAUACCACCACUCGCAGAGUACCACUAUGAAUGAAGAUGUACAUGUUACAUAUAUAGUUGACUCGAAGAGUACCACUAUGCUACAUGUAAUAGACAUAUAUAGAGUACGCCUCGGAGAGUACCACUAUGCAUGAAGAUCGAUCUUCAUGCAUAGUGCUACUUAAUUUGCGAUCUUAUGCAAUAACAUGUGUGUUAUAUUAUAUGCACCAACUUGCUAUGCAUCAUCUUGAUCUUCAUGUACUACCUAAACCCAAACGCAUUUCUGGUGCAUCGACGCGAUAUGAAACAAACCGAUAUCCCUAAACCCCUCCAAAAACCCUAAAAAACCAAUUCUCUGCCGCGGCAGAGAUUUGGGCAAAUUCCCUGCCGCGGGUGGGAACCUUUGGUACCGGUUCGUAUUACCAACCGGUACCAAAGCUCCUUGGCCCUGAGCUCUCCUGGUGGCCCACGUG
This is a messenger RNA of Lolium perenne, 986 nucleotides long. Lineage: Eukaryota; Viridiplantae; Streptophyta; Magnoliopsida; Poales; Poaceae. The record is from RefSeq and is a predicted model, not a curated record.